Molecule: messenger RNA, 2487 nt
Organism: Menidia menidia (Atlantic silverside)
Lineage: Eukaryota; Metazoa; Chordata; Actinopteri; Atheriniformes; Atherinopsidae
Source: the annotation of a GenBank genome assembly
CCUUGUGCGCUUCGUCAAAAGCUCCUCCCCUUACGUUUACAAUCUGUUUUGAGUGUGUGUGUAGGGUGUGGGGGGGGCUGUGUCUUAUAAGAGCCACCGAGCAUCUCGUGUCCAACCCAUUAUCUGAUCAGAAAAUCUGUAGGUAAGGAGAGGCUUUAACCUCCCAUCGUUCAGGGAGGAGGGCUGCAGAAACCGAGAAUCCCGGCACCGGUGGCUCCUCCUGGCUGAGAUUUACUCUGGACUCCUGAACAACAGAAAUUUAUCCCAAGAGCUCAAAACAAUGCAGCUAGAGAACAUUCUUCCCAGCGCUAGCAUCAAUCUACCCAAGACCUUUUACAAUCUGUCCUCGUCGGACAGCACCAACAACAGCCCGAGGCCGUCGUCACAGCUUGAAUACCAAGAAGUCGAGCGGACGGAAUCAGAGUCCGGCAGCGCGCCCAAGAAAUAUCUGAGCGGGGUGGGAAACGGGAUGCUGGGCGAGGCAGAGGGGGACACUUUUAAUAAGGCCGAUGGUAGGAAGGGCUCCCCAGUGCUGGGUGAGGACGAGCUUACGAGCGGGCGGCGGUACAACAUAGACGAACUCGGCUCUGACAGAUACUUCAUCUCAUCCUCCCAAACGAGCUCCGACAUGGCAAGCCCCUGUUCCCUCUUUCCCUACGCAGGACAGACGGGGUCAGUGUACACCGGGUCAAGCGGCUCCAGAUACCCGGCAUCGCUACAUUACGGAUCCGUCCUGCCGCCCACGGGCUUCUCCUCCCCGUCCGUGUGCAGCGGCCGGAGCCAGUUCGGCAGCGGAGGGUACCAGUUUAGCCAGGGCCCGGGCUGUUUGUACCCCUCCUAUCCCGGGACGGGCACGGGCAUCGGCUCCAUGUCUCUGCCGGGGUCCGCCACCGGAGCCCGGGCGCAGGUCUAUCUGUGCAACCGGCCCCUGUGGCUGAAGUUCCACCGACACCAAACCGAGAUGAUCAUCACCAAACAGGGCAGACGGAUGUUCCCAUUCCUGAGUUUUAACAUCACCGGACUCAACCUCACGGCCCAUUACAACGUGUUUGUAGAAAUAGUUUUGGCGGACCCGAAUCACUGGCGCUUUCAGGGAGGAAAAUGGGUCACCUGUGGGAAAGCAGACAAUAAUAUGCAAGGUAACAAAAUGUAUGUUCAUCCUGAGUCUCCAAACACCGGUGCUCACUGGAUGAGGCAAGAAAUAUCUUUCGGCAAGCUGAAGCUCACCAACAAUAAAGGAGCCAACAACAACAACACACAGAUGAUAGUCUUGCAGUCGCUUCAUAAAUACCAACCCCGUUUGCACAUUGUCGAGGUGACGGAAGACGGAGUUGAGGACAUGAACAAUGAGGCCAGAACUCAAACCUUCACCUUCCCAGAGAACCAGUUUAUAGCCGUCACCGCAUACCAAAACACAGAUAUUACACAGCUGAAGAUAGAUCACAACCCAUUUGCAAAAGGCUUCCGGGAUAACUAUGACUCGAUGUAUACAGCUCCGGAGAGUGACAGGCUGACUCCAUCGCCUACAGACUCCCCUCGCUCAACCCAAAUUGUGCCCGGAGCCCGCUAUGCCAUGCAGCCUUUCUUUCAGGACCAGUUUGUCAACAACCUGCCUCAGAACCGGUUCUACACCGGCGAACGGGCCGUUCCCCAGACCAACAGCCUCCUGUCCCCGCAGAGCGAGGACGCCAGCGCGGCCUCCUCUGCCCAGCGCUGGUUUGUCCCACCGGUCCAGCAGCCAGGCACCAACAAGCUCGACCUCUCGUACGAGAAUGACUAUUCCACCAGUAGCCUGCUGUCCUACGGCAUCAAGCCUCUGUCCCUGCAGACGUCCCAUGCCCUCAGCUACUACCCCGACUCGGCCUUUGCCUCCAUGGCUGCCGGUUGGGGAACCAGAAGUUCUUACCAACGCAAAAUGACCACAGGCCUGCCCUGGUCCCCUCGCCCCAGUCCCCCGGCAUUCCCGGAGGACCAGCUGGGGGCCACUAAAGAAAAGCUGCCUGAGGACAACGCGCCGCCCACCUCGACCUGGAUCGAGACAUCCCACUCUCUGAAAUCUGUGGACUCUACUGAUUCUGGUGUGUACUCCAUGGUGUGCAAGAGGCGCAGGAUGUCUCCUGGGGGCUCUAGCACAGAGAAUUCCCCCACCAUUAAGUGUGAGGACUUGACCACAGAGGAAUACAACAAGGACAACCCAAAAGGCAUGGGUUAUUAUGCAUUCUACACAAGCCCCUAAGACUGUAUUUAUUAAACUAAAUAUAAAUCUUUGGUUUAUCAUUGAGUGCUCUCCAUUCCUUGUUAAUGUCUUUUUUCUCUUUUCUCUAAAGGUGCCAAAGCUUAGUGUUCCCCCAAGCAAGCUGCACAAGGUUAUUUUCCCAGACCAACCCUGUCACAUGAGCAGAAACAUGCAUAGUAAUUGUUGUUUUUGAAAAAAAUAAAAGCAUGUUCAAUUUGACCUUUUUUUUUUUUUCAAAACAUUUUUUUUUA